Molecule: messenger RNA, 1232 nt
Organism: Salvia hispanica
Lineage: Eukaryota; Viridiplantae; Streptophyta; Magnoliopsida; Lamiales; Lamiaceae
Molecular function (GO): zinc ion binding
Source: RefSeq, a predicted model, not a curated record
UGUGACUAAAACGAAUGAAAAUCAUAGGUUUAGAAUUAGAUACUACUCCUAUUUUAAAUUCCGGCGAAGAAGAAUGGUCCAAAAACGAACUCCCCCCUUUUAUGACGACCGUAUUUCUCCCUACCGACGCUUCUGUUUCACAGCGUCUACUGUGUGUUUUUCUCUGUUUCUCUAUACAGACACCUGAUUUUCGCUCCACUGAUUUCUUUUGGGGGCUGUCUUGUUCCUUGCCUCUGUCUCUCUCUGUCCCAUCACCUGACACCUAAAUGCUGCCACUACAUUAGCUACCUCAAUCCAAUAAUAUACCCCCAAGAGAGAGAGAGAGAGGUUAUUGAUGAUAUUGAUUGUAUUUAGCAUUUACAUGAAGAUUUUUCACCUGGGUUUAUCCAAAGAUGCAAACUUUACAAGAACCCAGUAAUGCGGAUUUGGAAUCUGCAGCUGAUUCUGAUAAUGUCGGUGGUUUAAGGAAAGUUGCAAUCGAGAUUGUGGUUGUGGCAGAAAACGGCAAUGGUGGGGAGGAGAGGAGAGAAUCCAGUGUAUCCGAGUGCUCUGUAGAGAUUGUGGAUCUGGAAGGUGGAGCUCAGCUGCAUUUGGCUAAAAUUGAGAGGGAUUGUAGGAUAUGCCACCUCAGCAUGGAUGCAACUGAUCAGGACUCAGGGUUUGCCAUUGAGCUGGGAUGCUCUUGUAAGGAGGAUUUGGCUGCUGCCCACAACCAAUGUGCUGAGGCAUGGUUCAAGAUUAAAGGAGACAAAACCUGUGAGAUAUGUGGAUCCCUUGCAAAAAAUGUGGUCGGGGUAACUGAGACCGAGCUGACAGAGUCAUGGAACGAGACCGGUGAUACUGCUGCUGCAAGUGCAGCAUCCCAGUCGCGGAACUUCUGGCAAGGCCGGCGCUUUCUCAACUUCUUGUUAGCUUGCAUGGUGUUUGCGUUUGUCAUAUCGUGGCUUUUCCAUUUCAACGUGCCAUCUUGAAACUCAUGGAGACUGCGUGAACCAGUAAGUACCCGAUAAAUAUCCACUCUUUGGAGGUGUAUCCCUUUUCCCUUUCCGUAGCGCCUAUCCACACCGUUGUGUACAUUAGCGCCUCCUCCCCUGCCUUCUUCUGCAAAAUGCACGAUCUCUUCGUGCACGCGUGCACAAGAGACCAUCUCAUUUAAUUAUACCAAUCAUGCUUCAGUUAUGUACAAACAAACUUAAUUGUCUUAAUUCUCUGUUCCUCACUUUGUGCUACCA